Molecule: messenger RNA, 1038 nt
Organism: Diversispora eburnea
Lineage: Eukaryota; Fungi; Glomeromycota; Glomeromycetes; Diversisporales; Diversisporaceae
Source: the annotation of a GenBank genome assembly
AUGCAAUUCUUAAAUGCCGAUGUUUUAAGAGAAAUCUUUCUAAAACUUGCCGAUACCAACGAUUUAACCGGGGAAUACUCGAGUAUCGGAUUACGUGAUCUUUACCCUUGUAUCUUUGUUUGUCGUCAAUGGUGUAGUGUAGCCAUGCCUAUAUUAUGGGGACGACCUUUUCAUUUUUUAAGAUUUUCUGAAGAUGAACCUAUACCUCGAACUAGUGAUAAAAUACUCGAAAUAUCAUUGUCAUACAUAAAUUUAUGUUUGGCCGUAAUAGAAUGGUGCAAUGAUUUAGAAAAUAUAAUGAGACAAAAGUAUGGUGAAGAAUCAGAAUUAACUGAGGAAGCCGAAUAUUUAAUAUUACAUACGAUUUUAAAACUUUGUUUUAACAAAGGGGCAAGAUUGUCCAGCUUAAAUAUUCUUAUAUACGAUUUUAUCUUUAGUGAUAAUGAUAAAGAUGAUAAAAAAACACUCGCAUUAACGAAAUGCUUCGUUGACAAAGAAUUAGAAGAAUUUUUUGCGUCAAUUCAUUCUUUGGAAUUUAAUGUAAUGUUUAAAGUUACAAAUGAUUUAAUAUCUAUGUUAUCGCGAAUAUGUCACAAAUUGAAUCAUGUAUACGUUCACACAUUAUGGUCACGCCGUCCAGAUACACAAAUUGUGACCGAAUUUGGAGAAUCAUUCACUGCGCUCGUAUCAGCCCAAAAAAAUUUAAGCUCCUUUCAUUUAUCGAAAUGUAAAGGUUACACGCAUGUAUUUCUUCCCGCAUUGAGUAAAUGCACCAAGACAUUACGCCACAUGAAAUUUGAAGAAGUAGAUUUUAAAGAUUGUAAACCAUGGUUCACAAUUGCCGAAUGCAACAAUCUGGUGUCACUUCAAGUAAUUCAAUGUUCUAAUACCAACUUUGAGAUGAUUGAACCAGUAAUAAACACCACAUUUAUGAAUAUAUCCGAAGCACUUUAUUAUGGAGACGGAAUUUGUAAUGAAUUCAUGGAAUGGGCUGACGGAAUUAAUAACAAAAUUCGUGAUAGAAUUUGUGAAAUGUAA